AUGAAGGAAUCCUUUGAUGAUGAGACAAGAGUUAUUGGGUCUAGUCGAUCUGCACAAGAGCUUUUAUCAACAGGACUUGGAGUGCUCAAAGCCCAUGAAGACAGAUACAAUGGUGUAAUUGUUGACAUAGAGAAUAUGCAGAACGAUGCUUCUCGUUUUGCAGCUUCACUCAAGGCAUCACUUUCUCAAUGGGCACGCCAGGGAAAGAAGGGGGUGUGGAUUAAAGUGCCCAAGGACCAGGCGAAGCUAGUCCCCGUUGCGAUUGAGAUCCCUCAAACUUCUCCUACCAUCCCUGAUAAUGCUUCACAUCAAGUGGGAAUUGCAGCUUUUGUAUUCAACGAGGAGGGACAGGCUCUAGUAGUUCAGGAAAAGUGUGGACCUUACAAACAUUCCCGGUUGUGGAAGAUGCAGGGGGAAGGCAUUAAGGAAGGGGCCAUAAGAGAAGUUCACGAAGAAACUCGGAAUAUUGAUGCAGAAUUCGUAGAAGUGGUUGGGUUUAGGGAUGGUCAUAAUGCCCCUUUCGGAAAAUCAGAUUUUCUCUUCGUGUGUAUGUUGAGAUCUGUUUCUUCUAAUAUUGUUGUGCAAGAUACCGAAAUUUCUGCAGCCAAGUGGAUGGCGAUAGAAGAAUUUGCAUCUCAACCUAAAAAUCAGCAAAGCAAACUUCUAAAAGAUAUGAUUGGCAUAUGUUGUGCCAACGUCAAGGGACGAUCUAAGGGAUUUUCAGGCAUUGCCGGGAUAUCGUCUAACUCGCGCAGAUCCUCUGCCUUCUACUGUAGUGCCCUCCAUUCUCAAUAA
Cryptomeria japonica (Japanese cedar) is the source of this 795-nucleotide messenger RNA. Its product is annotated as nudix hydrolase 8-like. Gene Ontology annotation, molecular function: NADH pyrophosphatase activity; NAD binding; ADP-ribose diphosphatase activity. Bases 1 to 795 code for a protein of 264 amino acids. Lineage: Eukaryota; Viridiplantae; Streptophyta; Pinopsida; Cupressales; Cupressaceae. The record is from RefSeq and is a predicted model, not a curated record. The transcript has 9 exons.